This is a messenger RNA of Exophiala bonariae, 1560 nucleotides long. RefSeq lists its product as uncharacterized. The record is from RefSeq and is a predicted model, not a curated record. NCBI's taxonomy places the organism in Eukaryota, Fungi, Ascomycota, Eurotiomycetes, Chaetothyriales, Herpotrichiellaceae. Gene Ontology annotation, cellular component: membrane. Gene Ontology annotation, biological process: transmembrane transport; carbohydrate transport. Gene Ontology annotation, molecular function: carbohydrate:proton symporter activity. The transcript has 3 exons. The coding region runs from base 1 to 1560 and encodes 519 amino acids.
AUGAAUCUCAGAAACGUCAAAGGUAGAUUACUCUACCGCAUAAUGAGUAUAUGUUGUUCCUUGUCAUUCUGUAUGUAUGGAUACGAUGCUGGUGUCUUAGGCGGUGUCCAGACAACCAAGCCCUUCCUCGACGCCAUCGGUCACCCGACAGGAACAUAUGUCAUCCCCAUGAUUGCGUCUUCAUACACACUUGCCGCUGCCGUCUGCUCUCUUGCAGUUACAAUGCUCGGUAUGCCUCUUGGUCGACGCGGCUGCAUCUUGAUGGGCGACGGCUUGACCAUCAUCGGCGCCGCGAUCCAAGCCUCAGCCAUGUCGGUCCCACACAUUAUCGUCGGACGCAUAAUUACUGGCUUCGGCAUAGGCUUUAUUAGCUGUUCUGUUCCGACUUACAUGGCAGAAAUGAGUAUAGACGAGAAGGAGCGUGGGCCCGAGGUGGCGCUCCAGUGUGUGUGGCUCAUCUCUGGUGUUGCGCUAGCAUACUGGGUCGAUUUCGGAUUCACGCGGCUCACCAGCCAGGUGUCUUGGCGGUUCCCCAUUGCUUUUCAAGCCAUCUUCGCAAUCAUUUCGCUCUGCGGUCUGCUCUUUUUGCCAGACACCCCUCGAUGGUAUUACGCCAAAGGAAGGACGGCCGAAGGGGACGAUGUGGUGUCGCGUCUUCACGACCGGCCGCUGGACGAUCCACAGGUUCAAGCGAUGCGGAACGAGAUUCUCGCGGCAAUCAAGCUGGAGGAACAGGAUGAGAACAAGUUCAACCCACUUGAUUUGAUCUGGGACAGAAGCGAUUUGAGAGCUGGAAGGCGCAUCAGAAUUUCAUUCAUGAUACUGUCGCUACAGCAAAUGAUGGCGCUGAGAGGUUAUAUACUCCAGACCAAGGCUAACAUCCAGGUGGGACCAUCAGGCAUCAAUCUGUCCGUGUAUUACUCGACGGUGAUUUUCGACAAAGUCGGCCUAUCCCCGUUCCUGUCGCAACUCCUCGCCGCAGUGAUGAACACAGGGUUCGCAGCCGGCACGUUCCCACUCCCGUGGACGAUCGAGCGAGUCGGGCGGCGCAACGUGCUGAUCUGGUCCGCGGCCGUCCUGACCGUGUGCAUGAUCAUCUUCGUCGCAAUGAUCGGGCUCCCGAACCCCACACAAGCCACGCAAUGGGUCGCCGUGGGCGCCAUCGUCGUGUACAACUUCGCGUUCGGCUAUGGGUGGAUCGGCGUGCCCUGGCUGUACGGGCCGGAGAUCGCGCCCCUGAAGCUCCGCCACCUGGGCGGCGCGGCCGGCGCGUUCGGCGAGUGGCUGUUCAGCUUCAUCACCGUGUUCGCGGGCGGCAUCGCGCUGCAGAACGUCGGCUGGAAGAUCUGGCUGUGGAUGCUGCUCAGCUGCGCCGCGGCCAUUCCGUUCGUCUACUUUCUGUGUCCCGAGACGACGGGCAAGACCCUUGAGGAAAUCGAUCUCAUCUUCGCUAAGGACGAGAUUCGCGAUAGUGCCUUGGCCGCCGGCACCGUCAGGGACCGCUUCAACCACAUGCGUGCCGUCAAGGAUGUCGGCUAUGAAGAGAAAGAGGCCGUUUGA